Molecule: messenger RNA, 204 nt
Organism: Helobdella robusta
Lineage: Eukaryota; Metazoa; Annelida; Clitellata; Rhynchobdellida; Glossiphoniidae
Exons: 2
Biological process (GO): regulation of transcription by RNA polymerase II
Molecular function (GO): DNA-binding transcription factor activity, RNA polymerase II-specific; RNA polymerase II cis-regulatory region sequence-specific DNA binding
Source: RefSeq, a predicted model, not a curated record
AAACCGCCAUUUAGUUACAGCCAGCUGAUAGCUCAGGCUAUUUUUAGCACUCCGGAUCACAUGCUUUGCUUGAAUGACAUUUACAUGUUCAUUACUAAGACCUACCCGUUUUAUAGACCCGAGGAAAAGGGCUGGCAGAACUCUAUAAGGCAUAACCUGUCACUCAGUAAGAGUUUUGUUCGUAUGCCAAGAGCCAAUGAUGAA